UCUACCUCCAAUCUAUGGUGCAAUCAGAGCUAUAGAGAUGGCCUUGAAAAACGGUACAUCAUUGCUUAUUUGUGUGUCACAGCUGUGGGAUUGGGCUCAUGGUGCUUUCACAUGACUCUAAAAUAUGAAAUGCAGCUAUUGGAUGAGCUGCCCAUGAUCUACAGUUGCUGCAUGUUUGUCUACUGCCUGUAUGAAUGCUUCAAGUACAAGAAAACUAUCAAUUACCCUCUCUUGUCUAUAUUAGCCUACAGCAUUGGCGUCACCAUAGUAUACUUGAAUUGGAAACAGCCUGUGUUUCAUCAGGUUAUGUAUGGGACACUAGUGGCUGUUCUAGUGCUACGCUCAGUAUAUAUAGUGUUAUGGGUAUACCCAUGGCUCCGAGGACUGGGUUAUACAUCUCUGACUGUUUUUUUGCUGGGCUUUUUCCUUUGGAAUGUAGACAAUAUUUUCUGCGAUAAACUGAGGGGGUUUCGUGCCAGGCUACCUCCACUUGUCAGUGUUGUGACACAGUUUCAUGCUUGGUGGCACAUCUUUACAGGCCUCGGCUCCUACCUUCAUAUCCUGUUCAGCUUAUAUUCAAGGACACUUUACCUGAAGUACAGACCGAAGGUUAAGUUUCUCUUUGGGAUUUGGCCUGUUCUCCUAGUAGAAUCAACUAAGAAGCAAUGACAAGGAACAUCUGGCCAAAACUGAAGAGCUGCCUACCAUGGAUGCAUAAGGAGAUUCCGCAACCAUUUGGACAGAUGUGUUGGAAGUUCUUGGGCGUGCAAACCCCUUCCCCUCACUACUCCUGGAGUCAUGGAGAAAUCAUGUAGAACCAACGUUUCUCUAAAAACAACGAUUACAGGUUUUUCCUGUGUUUGAAGUGUCAAAACAAGAGUGCAGUCUUCUUGUGUACCUGUUGAAUAGCUUGAAAAAGUUGGGCCAGCAUAUUGGGCUGGUCAUAGAAAACUGAUCCCGUUUUCUCCUUGAAAGCAGGUUACUGAGGUUUGAGUUUGGCUGAUCAUCUGUGGUUGAACCUUAAAACACUUGUAACUGAAUUGUGAGAAACAUUGGAGCCAAAUGAUGAGGAAUGAUCCAUUUGAUUUAUAAGGGACUCAGUGUUCUGUAGUGCAUUUUAGUGUGUCCACUGCUACAUUCUAAUGGUUUUGGGCACUGUAUUUUGUCAUUGUCUUAGAAGUGAUGUCUUUAAUGACUAGUGCAAAUUAAGGACAGCCAAGGUAGAUGUGCUGUUCUCCUGACCAUCUCUUUUUCUCUUCAGAAUGUGGGAUAUUAAUUGUGAGUUUUCUUGAUGUGCAAAAGCACAGUGCCCCAAAGUUUUAAAAAACUGUACCAUCACCUCUAAGAUCCUUCUGCUUUUAGUGGAUGACCAGAUGUCCUGCCAACCAAUUACUUUGUUCUUGAUGGAAAUAAUUAUCAGUUGGACAUGGAAAUAGUUAUCAGCUGGAGAAACAUAGCCCCAAAUGCCUUGUAGGGUGGAUGAGGAAACUGGAAUAGUUUCUUUUUCCUUGCAGUACGUUUUGGUUCAGCUUUCAGCAAAAAGUUGGCUAUACUCACUCCCUAGGAUAUGAAUC
This is a messenger RNA of Sceloporus undulatus (fence lizard), 1574 nucleotides long. RefSeq names its product alkaline ceramidase 3 (gene ACER3). Gene Ontology annotation, cellular component: endoplasmic reticulum membrane. The record is from RefSeq and is a predicted model, not a curated record. Gene Ontology annotation, biological process: phytosphingosine biosynthetic process; ceramide metabolic process. Lineage: Eukaryota; Metazoa; Chordata; Lepidosauria; Squamata; Phrynosomatidae.